AUGCGGACCACCAGUCUCCUUAUUGUUGCCGCCGCGGCCGCGGCCAACGCCGGGUACACAGAGAACAAUGGAAAGUACGUCUGUGGAAUGGCCAACGCCAACUACUGCCUGGGCGGCGACAUCAUCCUAAGAUGUGACGAGAGCGGCAACGGAACGCCUGGAAGAUGCUCAGACAACCUUUCCGGCGAUUUUCCUGCCGGUGGAGUUGCUAGCUGCUACGAGAAGCCUGGAUCUUACGGCAACGCUGCCUGUGAGAAGAACUGUGUUGUCUAUGCCGACACACCUUAUACUCUCCCCGCCGACUCGUGCCAGCCCAGCUACACCAGUACUUCAUCCGUCGAGUCUUCCACAACCGUCUACUCUCAACCGACUCCAGAGACUACCAAGCCAGUCUACUAUAACACUACAGUACCGGGAGAGCCUGGCCAGACGACCAAGCCCACAGAACCGGGACAGUACACGACCAAGUGUCUCACCUACACCUACCCUAACCCGACCAAGCACGGCGAGUCGGUGACCAGGACCAUCACCUAUACUGUACCGGCCUACCCUACCCAAAACGCUACCGCGACUUAUAAUCCGCCUCACACUUACACUACUUUCGUCCCUGUCCCCUCUGGUGGAUCACCUCUACCUCACCAUAACGGCACCUGCUCUACGUGCCACAAUGGAGGCUACGGUGAUGGCGGCAAGGGGAGCCCGACUGGGGCCGAGUCCGCGACCCGAGUUCCUGUCAGCCCUGCUUCAACCUCCAUCUCCGUCCUCGACACUGUCCCGAGCAGCGGCGCCUCAGCCAACGCCGUGAGCGGCUUGCUGGCCGUCGUCGGCAUCGCUGUCGCCUACCUCGUCUAA
Molecule: messenger RNA, 852 nt
Organism: Ilyonectria robusta
Lineage: Eukaryota; Fungi; Ascomycota; Sordariomycetes; Hypocreales; Nectriaceae
Exons: 2
Coding region: 1-852 (283 amino acids)
Source: RefSeq, a predicted model, not a curated record